GUUGCAGCCUGCAAUUAUAAAUACCUAUUUAAUUUUUUUUUAAAUAGAAAUUUGAAUGACAUUAGAAUUUAGAUAAAUAUAUACGUCAAUGGUUAAUUUACUUUUAUAAUAUUGAAUUAAUCAUUAAAAGUAAUUAAAACUUUAGUAGCAUAAAGAUAACAUAAAUUUGAAUAUUACAAUAAUUGAAUUUUAUUAAAAAAAUAAUAUUUUUUUAACAUGGCAAAUAAAAAUAAGCCAAUAUGCUCUAUCAGCAUCAUCAACAUCAUCAGCAUGUAUGAUUUGUAUUGUUUACAAUUCAAGUCUUAAUUUUCCUUUUGUUUUCAGUUGAUAAAUUUUUUUUUUUGCUCCUUUUGUUUGCGAGAUGUCCCGAGAUAUACCGAAUUCCUGGUAAUCAGUGUGCAGGUAACAUUGAUUGUGUUAGAGUUAUAUGACGUAAAAUUGAUAUAUGUAUACAUUGAUUAAAUACUCAAUGUGCGCACCUUGUAUAUAACAUCUGGUACUCGGAAAAAUUGGAGCGAGUGAGUAUGUGUGUACAUUUGAAAAGGAGAGACAUAUCAAAAAGAGAAAGAUAAAAAAGAGAGAUAAAUAGGAAAGUGAGAUCAAAGAUCCCCCUUUCAAAGUGAGUAAGUAACACAUAGAUAUUCAACACACACAUCCAACAAAGAGCAUAGACAAAAUAUCCUUUCACGUUCAGCCUCUAACAUAACGUCAUCCAGCCCAGACUAAGACUCUGGACGAGGGCAACAGGGGCCACACGGAAGAGGGGCCAAUAUGGCGGAUAACAAGAUACUGACUGAUCUGGACAUAAGGAUAGGUGAAAAAAUUCUUGUAACAGUUGAAUCAUCAUUACCUGAUAUUAUUGUUGUCAGUUUUGUUCAUGGACUCAAGUCUUAUCAAGGCGCCCUACUUGAUGCAACUAAAAGAGGUCUGCCUUGUGGCAUUGAACCACCCGAGCCAGUUUCAGGACCAGAUGCUGAUAAAUUGGCAACAAUAGCAGCACGUUUUAGUUAUUUUCAAGAUAAAAAAAUAUCUUCAAAUGUUAUUAAUAAAAUUGAUAUACAACGUAAAUUAAAUACAAUAACAAAAUGUAAAAAUUCAAGACCAACAGUUAGAUUACGUCCAAGACAAGUACUUUGCAAUAAUUGCAGGUCAAUUUGCAAUGAAAAAAAUGAAAAUGUUGAUGGUAGUAAAAAGAGAAAAUUUGAUGAUAGUACAUUAAUUGUACAUGAACAAGGAGUUAGACGUAGUGAAAGACGUAAUUCACAACAGACUGAAAAAAUUAAUCGUACUAAUGAUGUUGUUAAACGUGAUCUUAAAACAUUAAUUCCCAAGAUUUCACGUUUACGUACUAAUAAAAUUGUUGAUGAAGUUAAUAAUGUUGUAAUUAAUGAUAAAAAAAAAAAUAUAGGCUCAAGUUUAAAUACAAAAACUUCAUGGUUAAGACAAAGAGCUGAAGUAACAGCAAGAAAUAAUUCUGAUAAUAAUUUAUUAAUUAAAAAACAAUGUUCAACUGUAAUUAUUGAGCCAUCUGAAUCAAUAGUGCCACAAGAAACAAAUGAUAUUACAUAUUGUGCAACACCACGACGUUUAUCUAGUUCAUCUGUUGAAAGUGCAAAAAUACCAGAUAAUAAUCAACAUGAUAAUGAUAAUAUUAAUGACAAUGAAAAAACACAAAUGGUUGCUGCAGAUUCAACAGUUAAACAAACAACAACAACAGCAACAGGAGAAGUAGAAGAAAUAGGAAAUAGUGGAGGUAGAAUAUCAAGAAAAAAAAGAUCAGUUGGUUCAAUGGAAGAUUUAUGGGAUGAAACAAUAUUUGAGGAUAAUACAAGAAAUAUACGAACAACACCAAUUAUUAAAAUAUCAUUUGGUAGUCAAGGUGAGGGUACUAUAUUAAAAAUACCAUCUAAAAUAAAAAAUUCAUCUGGUGAAUCAGAGACUGAAAUGGAUAUUGAAAUAAUUGAUAAAAAUGAAAUAGUUAAUGUAGAUAAAAUAAAUGAAGAUGCUUUACAAGAACAACUUGAUCCACAAAAACAAAAUUAUAAUAAAGAUACAACAAGUGCUAAAGCAGCAAAACGUGCAUUAAAACGUGCUAAAAAAGAAGCAAGAAAAAUGUUAAAUAUAAAUAGAAUUGUAUCACCAGGAAGAUCACCACUUGGUUCAUCACCACGUUAUAAUCCAUCAUAUGAUCCAUUAUUAUAUCAUCGUCGUAAACAUAAAGUUAAACACAAGAAAAAACAUAGAGAUGAUAGAAAACAUAAAAAUCAAGAAGAGCAUUUAAAUAUUGAUCAAAAAAAUAUAUCUGAUGUAAAAAAUGAUGAUACCAAAGAAACAACAUCAACAACAACAACAACAAUAUUUAAUAUAAUACCAACAAUACCAGUAGAACGUGGUGAAUCAUAUAUGGCUAUUAAAGAACAAUGUCUUAAAAAAAAAUUAUCAAUAUCAUUAAAACGUUUAAAUACAAAUGCAUAUGCAAGAUGUGAUUAUCCAGUGAGUAAUGGAUCAUCUGAUUGUAAAAGUCCUGAUGAUGUAAGUAGUGAAGAUUUAAGUGAGCUAGAACCUGAAAAUAAUGAUAUUAAUAAAAAUCAAAGUACACCAGAAUUUCCAUCACCAUCAACACAUCCAUUAGCCAUAAGACUUGGAACAACAUCAUCAGUAACUUAUUGUCUUACAGCAAGUGGUCGACGAAUGGACGUUGGUGAUGUUGUCUGGGGUAAAAUACAUGGUUUUCCCUGGUGGCCUGGAAAGGUUUUAAGUAUAUCUCUACCAUGUAAAGAUGACAGUACUCCUCCUGAUGCCCAAGCUCAUGUUGCAUGGUAUGGUUCAUCGACAUGUUCACUUAUGUCGUGUGAUCGUUUAAGUCCAUUUUUAGAAAUGUUCAAGGCACGAUAUAAUAAAAAAAAACGAGGACCAUACAAAGAAGCUAUUAGACAGGCACAAACUGAGGCUCAAAUUCAAACGUCACUUAAUACAACAAAUGAUGUAUUGAAAGUUGAUGGAUCACCAUGUGAGGUCAAUGUUAUUUCUUGAAAUUUAUUUAAUAAUAAUUCAAAACUUGUUCGUCACUGCCGUCAAUUAUCUUGUGCAAAAAUACGACAAGCUGCUUCAAAAUUUUCAUUAUAAAUAUAAAAAAUUUUGCUUAUGUAAAUACGUUAGAAAUUGUGAUGAUUGGAAUUAGUGUUUUUAAAAUUAACAAAUACUUCCAAUAUUUUAAGUCAAUGACUUUAAUCAUUGAUAAAACUUUACCUCGAUUACUCGUUUUUUUAAAUCUAUUUGUUUUUGUUUUUUUACAUUGUUAGCUAUUAUUAUUAUUAUCAUUGUUUAUUGAUUUAAAGAAAGAAAAAAAUUUUAAAAUUAUGCUGCAAGCUAUUUUCAUGAUGUUGAUUUUAUUUUGAUAAUGCCAGUAAUAAUUUUUAUUAUCAGUUAUUUAAACGUUAAUUAUUUACAAGAAAAAAAAAGAUGAAAAAACAAAACAAAAUUAAUAGUAAUCAAAGAGCUUUAUUUUUCCAUGUAAUGGCCAUAAAAAAAAAAAAACAUAAAAUUAUCGUACAAACAUUUUAUUGUUUAUCGAAUAAAUAUAAAUAAAUAAUAGUAAUAUAAAGAAAAAAAAAACUCGAUAUAAGUAUAUCAUAUUUAUUCAAGAUAAUAAUUUCUCUAGUGCUUCGACAAACAUAAUACAGAAUUAAAAAAAAAAAAAAAAUGUUUACUAGUAAUAACUGUGAUGAUUAUUCAAAUGUUUUCUACAAUGUACAUCUUUAUGUAUGUGAGAUGAUCGAUUUUUUUAUAUCGUGUGAUGUAGGUAGAUUUUUCUAGGCUUUAACAUAUCGAAUCUGUUUUAAUUUACACAAAUUAUUAUAGUAAAUUUAUUUCAUUUUCUUAUUGAUAUUUAUAUUAUUUUUUACAAUGUAUUUUGAUUGUUACAACUGGCAAUGACUAUAUUUUAUCAGUAAAAUAAAAAAAAUUCUGUUCGAUUUAAAAAUGCUGCUCAAGAAAUUUUAAUAAAUAAAUAUUUCAUGCAAAACAUUUUUGGAAAAAAUAAAUAGCUUGUCUUCCAUCAAAAUAAAAUAAAUAUAUUUGUCUGAAAAUAAAAAAAAACUAAUUUAUCAGUCAACUCAAUUCACUCAUCAAUAAUAAUUUUCAAUAAAUAAAAAAACAAGAAAUUAAUCAAAGUCCAGAUGAAUUCAUUCAUAUAUAUAUUUUUGUUUUACAAUUAUAUAAAUUAAUUAAAAUUUUCCAUUUACUUUGUUAAAUUAUUAUUUUCUGUAUUCAAUUGUCAAUCCCACUUGUGGUUAAUUAAUCAAUUAAAUAAAAAAAAAAUUAAUGAGAUAUUAAAAUUUAUCGAUGAUUAUAGUACAAAUAUUAUUACACUCAUGUUGAUUGAAUAAUAACUAUAAUAAAAAUGACAUACAAAUAAA
Aphidius gifuensis is the source of this 4418-nucleotide messenger RNA. RefSeq names its product MATH and LRR domain-containing protein PFE0570w-like. NCBI's taxonomy places the organism in Eukaryota, Metazoa, Arthropoda, Insecta, Hymenoptera, Braconidae. Gene Ontology annotation, molecular function: chromatin binding. Bases 772 to 3033 code for a protein of 753 amino acids. The record is from RefSeq and is a predicted model, not a curated record. Gene Ontology annotation, cellular component: chromocenter; nucleus. The transcript is spliced from 5 exons.